Verticillium nonalfalfae is the source of this 432-nucleotide messenger RNA. It is a transcript of the gene APS2, whose product is annotated as AP-2 complex subunit sigma. Gene Ontology annotation, biological process: clathrin-dependent endocytosis; protein transport. Gene Ontology annotation, cellular component: AP-2 adaptor complex; intracellular membrane-bounded organelle. Gene Ontology annotation, molecular function: clathrin-cargo adaptor activity. The transcript has 3 exons. The record is from RefSeq and is a predicted model, not a curated record. The coding region runs from base 1 to 432 and encodes 143 amino acids. Lineage: Eukaryota; Fungi; Ascomycota; Sordariomycetes; Glomerellales; Plectosphaerellaceae.
AUGCUGUCCUUUAUCCUGAUCCAGAACCGACAGGGGAAAACCCGCCUCGCAAAGUGGUACGCCCCAUACAGCGACGACGAGAAGAUCAAGCUCAAGGGCGAGGUCCACCGUCUUGUCGCUCCGCGCGACCAGAAGUACCAGUCCAACUUUGUCGAGCACCGCAACAACAAGAUUGUCUACCGCCGCUAUGCCGGGCUCUUCUUCUGCGCCUGCGUCGAUACCAACGACAACGAGCUCGCCUACCUCGAGGCCAUCCACUUCUUCGUCGAGGUCCUCGACUCCUUCUUCGGCAACGUGUGCGAGCUCGAUCUCGUCUUCAACUUUUACAAGGUCUACGCCAUUCUCGACGAGGUGUUCCUGGCCGGUGAGAUCGAGGAGACGAGUAAGCAGGUUGUGUUGACACGACUGGAACAUCUGGACAAGCUGGAGUGA